This is a messenger RNA of Colletotrichum abscissum, 1200 nucleotides long. Its product is annotated as exopolyphosphatase. Gene Ontology annotation, cellular component: cytoplasm. The coding region runs from base 1 to 1200 and encodes 399 amino acids. The transcript has 2 exons. Gene Ontology annotation, molecular function: exopolyphosphatase activity. Lineage: Eukaryota; Fungi; Ascomycota; Sordariomycetes; Glomerellales; Glomerellaceae. The record is from RefSeq and is a predicted model, not a curated record.
AUGCCUCCAAGGGUCUCCCUCGGCGCUUUCCUCGCCAACGCGAGAUCAGCCCUGACGGCUCCGCAACGGGCCAGUCCCUUGACGUUGGUCGUCGGCAACGAAUCUGCAGACCUCGACUCUCUCUGCUCUGCCGUCGUGUACGCCUACCUCCGCAGCCACGCUGCGCCUCACACCCUCCAUAUCCCCAUCUCGAAUCUACCCCGCGAUGACCUCAAGCUCCGUCCCGAGAUGACGGCUGCCCUGGCGCAUGCUAAGCUCAAGCCGAGCGACCUACUCACCCUCGACGAGAUACCUCAAGACCUCGCCGCGAAGGAUUCCCGAUGGGUUCUCGUCGAUCACAAUGCUCUGACGGGAGACCUCGCCAAGAAGUACGGCAGCAGUGUCGUCGGCUGCGUAGACCACCACGCCGAUGACCACAAAGUUCCCCAAGACACGGGCGACGAGCCCCGCGUCGUCGAGAAGUGCGGAAGCUGUGCGAGCUUGGUGGUGGAGUACUGCCGCUCAGCGUGGGAGGACCUCGCAAAGUCGGAGACCGGCGCUAGCGACGUGGACGAGCACCUCGCCAGGCUGUCGCUGGCAGCAAUCCUGAUUGAUACCACGAACCUCAAGUCCAAGGAUAAGACGACGGAAAAGGACACUAGCGCAGUUUCCUUUCUGGAAAAGUUUACGAGCGGACGCGACGCGUUCUUUGACGAGAUAUCCGCCGUUAAGGAAGACAUAUCCUCGCUGGGAUUCCGCGACGUAUUCCGGAAGGAUUAUAAGCAGUGGGAGGAUCUCGGCGAAGGUUUUGAGGCGAGCAGCCGCCACAAGGUCAUGGGCGUGUCGGCCAUUGUCCAGAAUUUGGAUUACCUACUCGACAAGGCUGGCGGCGAUGAUAAUGUCCUGCUGGGCGAGUUCAAGGAGUGGGCCAAGGAGAAGAAGAUGGAUGUCGGGGUCAUCAUGACGACGUCGCAUCCUGGUGGCAAGUUCCAGAGAGAGCUUCUCUUGUGGGCCUUCAACGAGGACGCUAUCGAAUACUGCAAGAAGUUCUACCAAGCAUACAAGGAUGAUUUAGGCCUGGAGAGCUGGGGCGAGGGCAGACUCGAUGAGGUUGGUGAAGGGGAGUGGAGGAUGGCCUGGCACCAGAAGAGUCUGUCCAGCUCUCGCAAGCAGGUUGCGCCUAUGCUACGGCAGACAAUCAAGGGCGGCACCAAGCUUUGA